Messenger RNA from Dicrocoelium dendriticum, 1095 nucleotides. The record is from the annotation of a GenBank genome assembly. NCBI's taxonomy places the organism in Eukaryota, Metazoa, Platyhelminthes, Trematoda, Plagiorchiida, Dicrocoeliidae.
UGCAGCCCCCAGGUCUAUCACGACCUAUUGCGCAUUGGACACGAAGGCCCUCGGGAUUCUCCACCGGACGCAUAUUACAGGAUAAGUUCCUACAUGAAUGGGAUCUUGUAAUGGUUCUCGAAUGUGCGGAUUCACUGGAGACAGCUACUCUGAGUAGUGAAGCGAUAGCUGAUGUCAUUGGAGAUUCGGCAACUCCAGUGCCCCCAGCAGAUGUUAAUGUUGCAGAAGUUAACUUGGCAAAAAUAUCUUUUAUAUCUGCUAGAAGUUCCCAAAACUGUUGAGUUGUGUCGUCACAUUGAAAUCAAGGAGCUUAAUCUAAAGCUUUCAGAAACUCAAAGGGAGUUGUUUAAAGCAAUCAGCUCUGCUGAACGAUCCGAGGCUCUUCGGCAGGAGGCUGCAUUGGAGCUUAAUCAUGCCGAGUUGCUUAACAAACGACUGCUAUUCUUCCACGAACAGCAGCAACAACAUAUAAAUGAAACUGAAGACCGAGUGAAGUUAGCCGAGCAGCGAUACAAUCAAUGCAUACAAGACUGGAAUGUUGCCCAGGAGCAGUGGGAAAAGGAGAGAACUAGCUUGAUGGAGAAGUUGGAAUAUGCAACGAACCAAGAAGAGUUUUACCGAAGAUCUAUGGAUGACAUGCAAGGCCAGUUGGCGGCGGCGUUAGCGGAAAAGCAAGCCCUACUGGAAACGAUUGAUCUCUUAACCGCAGAACUGCAAGCGGUGACUAAUGACAGAGGGGACGUUCGCGCUCUGAUGGACGCCAAGCUGAAGGAAGAGCAGACACUAAAGCUAGAAUGUCAGAAGAUAUCAGAGCGGAACCGGCAUCUGGAAGCGGAACUCGAGGUGAAGCAAACACAGCUCACUCAAUUGCAAAAAAGUUUGCCCGUGCUGCUUCAAGUAACUCUGAGACAAGCGGUUGACAGAGUUCAUACAAUGGCCAAAGUGCAGAUCACAAAAACUCACAAGCGACUGGAAGAGGUAGAACACCGCUUGUGGCAACAGACCCGGCAGCUGCGUGAAUUGGAGUCUACUAAUCGUUUCCUCAAGGUUAGUAUGGAUUCAUUAUUGACAAAAGGAAAUGUUUCACCUUUCUAG